CGUGCAGAGGGGGGGGGCUGGGGGUGCUUGAGCACCUGCCCUUUUUGCUCCUUGCCCUAAAGUGCCCUUUUGGUCCAAUUUUUUUUUUUUUUUUUUAAAGUUAAUUUCCCAAGCCCUCCUCUGAUAUGUACUAAAAUUAUUAUUUUUUGUUGUUGUUGUUUUUAUUUAAAGAAAAACAACAUAAUAAGCCCUUCGGGUCACCUUGUUACCUUUGACCUUUUGUCCGUGACGCAUGACGCAGCUGCCUCCCGCUCAGUCAGUGAGACUGCGCAGUAGCUUACUGCGGAGCUCAAGGUGGAGGAGGAAGGAAGGAAAAUUCAAAGAUGCCACGUAAAGAAAGACGGCAGAAACAAAAAAGAAAAGAAUUGAUAGAUGCAGCAAAAGGUAGUGGAUUGUUGACCGACUGGGUCAGAACGAGUACUGCAGAUGGACAGAAGGAAAGUGAUAGAUCAGAGGAGGAGACAAAAAUGCAGUCAACAACACAGGAAGACAGGCAAGGAGAGGGACAACAGUCAGAAAUCAAAGACACAGAAAUGCAGUCAACACAGGAAGACAGGCAAGGAGAGGGACAACAGUCAGAAAUCAAAGACACAGAAAUGCAGUCAACACAGGAAGACAGGCAAGGAGAGGGACAACAGUCAGAAAUCAAAGACACAGAAAUGCAGUCAACACAGGAAGACAGGCAAGGAGAGGGACAACAGUCAGAAAUAAACACUAUGGAUGAAAAUGCAGAGCAACAAGUCAGAGAGAAGCCAUUCAUAUUUUUAAUGGACCUUCCACACCCAAAUGACCCAGCACAUGUCUUGCAAUUCAACAUAAAAUAUGAUGAAGCAUUUAUCCAAAAUUGUGUAAACCAAGGACCAUGCCAACCAGAGCUGUCAUUUCCUAAAAAUGAAGAAGGAAGGUCUUUUCAGAAUAAAUGGUAUAAGAGUAACCCAUGGCUGGAGUAUUCUCCCAGUUUAAAUUCCAUGUUUUGUUUUAGCUGUCGUGUUUUUUUGAAUGAAGAAAAGCACAUGUUCCGCAAAUCAUGGAAGACAAUAGGAUUAAACAGAUGGAACAAAGCAUUACAGAAAAUUAAAGAGCACAGUGGAUCAGAGUCCCAUAUGUGUGCUAUGGUAAAGUGGAACACUUUUCAGAAAAAAUCCCUGGAGGCAGUUUUGGAAACAGGUAACCUUCAAUCACAAGCUGCAAAAGACAAAGAAAAGCAGAGGAACAGAGAAAUUUUAUCUCGGUUGAUUUCCAUUACACUUUAUCUGGCAAGACAGGGCAUGUCAUUUAGAGGAGAUGAUGAGACUUCAGGAAGCCUAAAUCGAGGCAACUUUUUAGAGCUUGUCGAGUUAUUCGGCAAGUAUGAUAGUGUCAUUAAAUUGCACCUUGAUAGAUUGAAAGAAACACUGGACAGUAACAAAAGACCACUGGUCUCACUACUAUCAAACAGAACACAAAAUGACAUAAUAAAAGCAUUAGGUAUAGCAGUAAGACAUGCAAUCAAAACUGAAAUAGAAGAAAGUGAGCUGUGUUCCAUUCUUAUUGACGAAACCACAGAUGUUUCACACAUGGAACAAGUGUCAUUUGUGGUCAGAUACGUGCACAAUAUGCAGAUUAAGGAGCGAUUUAUUCAGGUGUGCAACAUUCAGUCCACAAGUGGAGAAGCCCUUGAAAAUCUGGUUCUGGACGUACUGAAGGAAAACAAUCUAAAAAUGGAUAACAUCAGAGGUCAGGGAUACGAUGGAGCAGCUAACAUGAGAGGACACUACAAGGGACUUCAGGCAAGAAUUCUCAGGCACAAUCCCAAGGCUUUGUAUGUCCACUGUCAGGCACACUGUCUUAAUUUGGUGUUAGUUGAAAGUGCCAAAUCAAAUAUAUGUUUUGUCACAUUUUUCAACUUGGUUGAAAAACUUUACGCUUUCAUUGGGAACUCAUCAAAAAGACAUACUGCAUUUAUUGAGGUUCAGAAAGGAAUGCAACCACAUCAGCGCCCAGUUGAACUGCAAAAGUUGUCUGACACUCGUUGGGCCUGCCGAGAAAGAGCCCUGAAGUCUCUCAAGAAGGUCCUUCCAGCUGUUAUGAAGUUCUUAGAGAAUAUGACUCAGGAAAGCCCCCCUGAUCCAUCAGCAGGUGACGCAGCAAUCCUUUUGAAGAACAUCAAUUUUGAAUUCUUCUUAUGUCUGGAAAUUACUUGCCCCAUCUUCCAAGUAACUACAGUUGCAUCAGAUGCGUUACAGCAGAAAGAUAUGGACCUGGCUGCAGCCUACAAAAUUGUUGAAGGGGUACUACAGACACUGGAGCACUGCAGAUCAGAAGAAGAAUUUGAGGAAAUGUAUAAGAAAGCCACAGAAAAGGCUGCAGCUGUGGGGCUUGACCCCACUGAAGAAGUCAGUGGACACAGAAGGAAGAGGAAAGUGCCAGCAAAGUUUACUGCGGUUGGUACAGGCGCUUCUGAUGACCAUGUUUUCCAUACCUUGAAGGAGUCCUACCGUGCACAGGUAUAUUAUGUUUUUGUAGACUCCAUUACACAAGAGCUUCAGAAACGGUUUAAGGGAGUAGAUAAUGCUACCUGGGAAAUAUUAAAUGCCCUCCACUGCCUUACUGUCCCAGAAAACUGGACCAAUGCAACAGUUCCUCCAAAAGCACUUCAAGCUCUAAAGAUGCUCUGCCAGUUUUAUGAAAUUGAUGACCAAGAAAAAUUGAAGACAGAGCUGAAGGUUUUUCACAAUUCAUAUUUGGAGUUUUCAUCUUACAGUGUGUCAUCAAUGCUGUCUGUCAUCAAAGAAAACAAUGCUGAUCUGGUUUUUCCCAACCUGACUGGACUAUUGAAAACAUACGCCACCUUACCAGUGUCUACAGCAACCGUUGAGCGUUCCUUCUCAAAACUGAAGCUAGUGAAAACAAAACUACGCAGCUUAUGCAAGGAGGAUAGGUUGUCAGACCUUCUUUUGCUGGCAAUUGAGAAGGAUGUGCCAAUCAUUCACAGUGAGGUUAUUGACAUUUUUCGAGACAUGACCAACAGAAAACUGCUGCUGUGAACAGAAGAGAACAAAAAUAACAAAAAUGCUUAAAAGUUGGAAGUUUGUUUUUAAACAGUUAAAUCACCAUGAAGGAAAAUAAGAUUUUGGAUAAUAAUCUUAGAUUCAGUUUGGGGGAAAAAAGAGACUGAAAUAAAUAAGAGACAUCGGCCUCCACUCAACACAGAGAAGAUGAGACAAUGAAGAAAAAAAAGAGAAACUGAGAAGAAAAAAAGAAGAGGAAAGAUUGAAGAAAAUGUAUAUAGGUACUUACAAAAUACACUAAGACACAAAUAGAGAUAUAGGCAUACAUUUUGGUAGGCAGUAAGUCUCAGUAGGCUUUUCUCAUGGUGACAUGCAUUAACAAUUCAAUUUGUGCUUUUUUUUUUCUGCAGUUCCACGUUAAAGUUUGAUGCAGCUCUGCUUUCCUGAAUCUUCAUUUCCAAUGUAAGUGCAGCAAACAGGCAGCUCUUUUUUUUUUUAUAAAUUACAGUACACUAAAAGGUUGUAUUGUGCCCUUGUUUAUAUUUUUAAUAGUGUAAUUCUGUAAAGACAAAAUAUGUAAAUCGGAGCUAAACCAUCAGCUCUGAUUUACA
This is a messenger RNA of Xiphophorus hellerii (green swordtail), 3601 nucleotides long. RefSeq names its product zinc finger MYM-type protein 1-like. Lineage: Eukaryota; Metazoa; Chordata; Actinopteri; Cyprinodontiformes; Poeciliidae. Gene Ontology annotation, molecular function: protein dimerization activity. The record is from RefSeq and is a predicted model, not a curated record. Bases 324 to 3026 code for a protein of 900 amino acids. The transcript has 3 exons.